UGUUUAGGAUUGUUGUGAUGGGAGGCCGCAGCCAUCUUGGAUCAGCGCCGCUCCACACCGAGCAGCAGGGGAGGACGGGCGACGUUAACGGCAGAGCCAGUUAGCUAACGUUAGCUCGGACAGAUUAACCACAAUCUGUGUCGCUGCGAAUAUGCUAAAUACACGGUGUUUUUCUUCUUAGUAGUCACUCUGAAUGCGUAGAAAUGGGUACAAAGUGUGAGAAGGGGUUAACGUUAUAAAUCCGGAGAGGGCGGCGACGGUGCAGAUCCUCGGUAUAUUUUUUAAAAUUUCUGAAUAGAGGAGUUACUAUGAAUGGAGGAUAAAUGUUGCCAAAGGCUGACAGCAGCAGUUUCGUCCUCUUCUCUCUUCUCUUCGUCCUCACCCUAACGGACCCACCACGGACAGGUCCACGGGUAGCUCUGGCAAGAUUAUUGUCAGAGCAGCGCUGCAGCCCCGGGCAGUUCGCCUGCCGCAGUGGGAAGAUGCAGUGUAUCCCGAUGUCCUGGCAGUGUGACGGCUGGACAGCGUGCGAGGACAAGAGCGAUGAGAUGGAUUGUCCACCUAUAAAGGAGGAGAGGUUCAGUUUUGGUAACGGAUAUGAACAGGUAGAAGAUGUCAUCGGUGUGGCUCAGCCUGUGCGCUUCAGGAUGAAAUGCCCGAGCGGAUGGCACCACUAUGAGAAGACGGCCAGCUGCUACAAAGUAUACCUGAGGAACGAGAACUACUGGCAGGCUGUGGAAACUUGUCAGAAAGUCAACGGUUCUCUGGCUACUUUUGGUACCAAUGAAGAGCUGCAGUUUAUACUGAAGAUCGAAGUGGACUUCGAUGACAAAGUCUGUGAGCGCAGAGACCAGUGCAAGUUUUGGGUGGGGUACCAGUAUGUGAUCACCAAUCAGAACCACUCCCUGGAGGGCCGCUGGGAGGUGGCAUACAAAGGGUCCAUGCAGGUGUUUCUGCCACCCGAGGGUCUGACCAAUUUUGGCGAGGCAUCUCCCACUCAGGACAACGUCUUCUGUGCCCAGCUGCAGCGCUUUCAGAUUAAAAGCAUGAAUGAACGAGGCCUGCACAGCUGGCAUGCUGAGAACUGUUAUAAGAAGUUUCCCUUUCUCUGCAAGAGGAGACAAACUUGUGUGGAUAUAAAAGACAACAUUGUAAACGAGGGCUACUACUUCACCCCUAAAGGGGACGACCCGUGUCUGAGCUGCACAUGUCACGACGGAGAGCCUGAGAUGUGUGUGGCAGCACUGUGUGAGCGUCCGCAGGGCUGCCAGCACUUCCGCAAGGAUCCCAAAGAGUGCUGCAAGUUCACCUGCCUGGACCCAGAUGGAAACAGUCUGUUUGACUCAAUGGCCAGCGGGAUGAGGUUGAUUGUCAGCUGCAUCUCGUCCUUCCUCAUCCUCUCCCUGCUGCUCUUCAUGGUGCACAGACUCCGACAGCGGAGACGUGAACGCAUUGAAACUCUCAUCGGGGGAAACUUGCACCACUUUAACCUUGGAAGACGAGUCCCAGGUUUCGACUAUGGCCCAGAUGCCUUUGGCACUGGCCUCACCCCCCUGCACCUCUCUGAUGAUGGAGAAGGAGGUGCUUUCCAUUUCCAGGAGCCUCCCCCACCGUAUGCUGCCUAUAAAUACCCCGACAUCCAGCACCCUGAUGACCCACCUCCCCCAUAUGAAGCCUCCAUCAACCCAGACAGCCUCCUCUACGUGGACCUGGGACACAGUGGGGUUGCCAUGGUGCCAAGCCAGAUGAACACCAUGGUAGAUGGGCUGCAUGCCGAUAUUCCCGAUGCCUCUGGCCCUGUGUCAAACUCUGCACCGUUGUCUCAGGAGAGGGAGGACUCCAUAGAUAGCAGCACCCUCCUGGUGGGGCCCGACACACCGACAGACGGCCACGCCCCCUCCUCUAUGCCCACAGACUCGUCCCUCAGCACUGUGGUAUAGGAUGCCGUUGUGCUGCAUCAGGACAUCACGUGCUGGUCAAGGGAGGCCAGAUAUGCACUCUGCAGCAGGAGAGGAUGCAGCAGACUGUUGUGUAGUUAAAAUUUGUACAGACAUAUCGGAGUUAGCUUUUUUGAAGACUUGCAACAGAGGUGGAGACUUUGUGGAGACUCUCCUGCAGCUGGCCUUCUAGGUUUUUGUUGUUAAAGCUUCUGAGGGAGCAGAGAAGACUGUUUCUGUACAGAGAAAGGAGGCUGCACUCUUACUUUUAACUUAGCAAAGCUUUUGAAACAUCUCAGAGGUGGUGUGAUUGGUCGAGAAGCCCUGAUGUAAAUACCCCUCAGGUCUGUGCCGCUAAAAUUUCUUAUACUUUUGUGUCAGCGUCCAAUGAAGAAUGAUGGAUGAACGGUGAAGCCAGCCACUGUUCCCUGUGUUUUUACGUUAGCAUCAUAUUACUGUUCAAAUGGAUCUUGAUUAUCUCCAGAACUCACGUUUUUUUUUCUCCACUGCAAGUCCCAGAUCAUGGUUUCUAUUUACUGUUCCCUCAAUCUGAGUCUGAGACAUGAAGCGGUCUUCCAGGUUUAUAGCGCCUUUUUCAGAAAAAGACGUUUUGUAUUAAGAGAAGGUACAGUUAAUGUGCUGUUUUAGGGUUUUUACAAGGAAAUGCUAACGCAAGGCAUUGUGUAUCAAGAAUUGUGGUGGUACUUAUAAAUAUGAGUCUGGUAUUGUGUUCUUUAUGAUUCUAAUUUAUGACUGCAGGCUGUACUCUUGAUAGUUUUAUUGUCCACUGAUCAGAAGAGAGAGUGAUGAAGUGCAUGCGUGAAGAUUAGGGAUGACAUCCCGCUAAUUAAUUUGCAAAAAUCAAUUUAUUUAACAAAACUGUUACAAUCAUGAUGUUGUUUAAUCAUGCAGACAGUCCCGUUGUUGUUGCUUUAUCAUUAACUUUGCAGGAUAGUUGUGUAUUUGCUAACUGAACCAUGUUUAGUGACUCAAAACUCAAUGUUUUGCACGUUCAUCUCUUGAUUAAAUCAGGGUUUCCUUUUAUUUUUUGUUUUAAUUUUUGGAGCUAAAUCUGUCAGGUGUUCUGUUUGAAUGCUGCCCCUCCAUCCCUGAUGUGUGUUUCUAUGGGACUGUUUUUUCAGCUACUGACGAGGAUAAUGUCACUGACUGUAGCUGUGCGUCUUCUUCUGUUUGGUGUUGUUGAUGGGUCUGUUACUGUCCUGUUUCUCAGUGGGAUCGCAGUUUAAAAAAAAAAAAGUUGUAAUAAACAAACUUUAAAUGUGUUUAGACCCCUGUUCUGAUGACAAUCGAUUGAUUCACUCAAAGCUGAGUUUUUUAAAUCCUGAAGAAGUUUUUAUGAUCACAGUUGACCCACAACCACCAGCAUUAAAUAGCUUUUGAUCUAAAGAGAACCAGCUGAAAAUGUGUUCGUAUGACUAAUGUUUGAAUGUACUGCUGGAGAAACUUUAUGUGCUGAAGCUUAUUUUCCCAUUUAUUUUAUUUUGGCUUUGACAAUCCACAGAGGAUUAUCCAACCAACAAAAUCUCUUUGUGGGAUAAAAACAUUUGCAUGUGUGUAUAAGAAGGAAAUGGUCUAGAUUUAAAUUUUCUUUCCCCAUUGACUUUGUUUGGUUUGAUUUUUUUACCUGCUUUUCUGACCUGAGGUGCAUGUUUUUUUAUUGUUUGGCAUGCUGAGAGAUUUUUCAUUUAAAAGGCAACAUUUUUGCUCAACAAUCUGUCCUGUACAGUAGGUUUAAAGACCCAAACAGCUGCAUUGACACUGUAGUUUCUGUGCUAGACUAUGGUGGUGUUACGACUAAUUUUACUGGAUUUAAAAUGUUUUAUGUAUAGUAAUACAAAUGCUACAUUUCAUUGUCUAUUAUUUCAUAGCCUUUAAAUUUAAAUAAUACUUCAUUUGCAGAGGGGUGGGGGGCUUUUGUUUUUCUGAGGUAGAUGUACAUCUAAUCAAAUGCCAAAUAAACUGCACCAUGAAGGACGACUCAUGCGUCAGUGGGUAUGAACACAGCUUCAAUCACGACAUUUACCUGCUUUCUGACUCGUGUGACUCGUUGAGGAAAUACCCCCGCCUGCAGUGACCAAAUGUCAGAGGAUUAAGGUGGGAUGCAGGGGAAUCUCCCCUCCCCGAGUCAAAAGAUUCUGAUAAUUUAAAGAAAGCGGAUAUUGCACCUCAGAGUGACUCAUAAGGCAGCAGUCAGAGCAGAUAGUGAUACCCUGCUGGAGAGCAUUGUGGCUGAAGAAAAGCUGCUUUGUUCACACGGGCCGAGUAGUGACAGAACCACAUGAUCUUUUCCUAGAUGAGGGAGACGCAACACUUGACGCUGAGAAGCUCAGCUAGGAUGGAUGUGCUUUUUUAUUUUAAAGCUCCAGUGAAGAGUUUUUAUUUGGUUGUGGAACGGACUGAAAUCUACAACUGAUGAGUCUUCUUGACUUUUAAAAGCAACGAAGAACACCAGCAAGACUGAUUAUUUCUUAUUAUUUUUCAUACCAGAAACCAUUGCUGUGGGGUACGUUUUACAUGGAAGAUUCCUGACUGAUAAAUUUGAAUAGAGAAGGAUCCAGGAUGAAGUUUUUCUUAGCAAACAUAUGUACAGGACAAAAUUAGCAAAAAGAUAAGCAAUACCAACUAGUUCAGAGGAGGCACCAAAAUCAACACUAAACUUAGUGUCCAUACAAGUGCAUCAAUCGAGUAAAAGUGCAUUUUUUCCUGUAAUUUACUCCAGAAAGUUAAACUUCUAUAAAUUCCAAAUUCAUCUCAUACAAAGUGGUAUAUUUCAAGACCUUUUUUGAUUUAAUCCUGAUGAUGAGUGGGGCUUACAGCUCACAAAAAAAAAUCCACUAUCUCAAAGUAUUAGAAAAUUGUGGAAAGGUCAAAUUUGCAAAGGUUUCCUUCAUUUUCUCACUAUUUGAUUGAAUUUUUUUUUUUACAUGCACCUGUAUUAGUUGGUGUAGUGCCACACAACCUGUUUAUGUGUCUAUGUAAAAAAAAAUUCUAAUCAUUUCAAAGAUUUCAUCACGAUUUCAUGGAGCAAAACUUUUUACUUCAAACACAUUUUUUUUUUGUCAUUUCUAGGUCUAGGCCAUCAAAAUACGAUUUUGGUUUCUGGUUUCACAUAUAUCUGCUUGCAUCGCCAAAAUCCAGCUGUUUGCAUUGUGGAGGAAGCUCAUCUAUUUUUGGCUGAGAUGGCUGUUAGCACUGCGACAAAUCAGCUGAAGCCAAGCAAGUUUUUGUGCUCAGGAUAAUUAGUUCUUGAAACGCUGGAUUACUUUGGCUUUGUUGAACAAAAUGCACACUGCCAACAGAAAAACACUAGAAAUAAAAUGGUAGAAUACUAGUCUGAAACUUGGCUUUUACUAGGAAACCCAAACAUUUUCUUUACAGUCGCUGUGAUUGGCUUGCUUUAUGUGAGCUAACCCUACCUGCUAAUUUGAUUCAGACCUGUCAGGUUUAUAAAACCAAAUUUAAAGGAGGGUGCUAACAGAUCAGACACAUCUAUUGUGUGCAAUGAAAUGCAGUGAUUUAACUUAAAAAAAUCCACAACUGAUAAAAAAAUGGCACCUCCUGAAGUUUUAACUGACAAUUUUAUAUUCUACAAAGUUGAUCAUUUCUAGAGUAAUACAUUUAUGCACAAGGUCAUGAUUUCCCCACCCCACUUUGGGAUGUGUUACUAAUUAGCAAUAGAUCUAUUUGUUAUAUUUGCUUUUAUAUGACUGUGGAAGAAAAUAAUGUAAUCAAAAACCAAACACUGAUUAAAGGUCUA
Cheilinus undulatus (humphead wrasse) is the source of this 5715-nucleotide messenger RNA. RefSeq names its product DiGeorge syndrome critical region gene 2 (gene dgcr2). Gene Ontology annotation, cellular component: membrane. Lineage: Eukaryota; Metazoa; Chordata; Actinopteri; Labriformes; Labridae. The coding region runs from base 324 to 1940 and encodes 538 amino acids. The record is from RefSeq and is a predicted model, not a curated record. The transcript has 11 exons. Gene Ontology annotation, molecular function: protein binding.